Nerophis lumbriciformis (worm pipefish) is the source of this 429-nucleotide messenger RNA. NCBI's taxonomy places the organism in Eukaryota, Metazoa, Chordata, Actinopteri, Syngnathiformes, Syngnathidae. The record is from RefSeq and is a predicted model, not a curated record.
AUGGAGAAGAAAAUCCCGGACUUUUCUGGAAAAUGGAAAAUGAAGUCUUCAGAAAGUUUUGAGGAACUCUUGAAAGCGCUGGGUGUGAAUGUGUUCGUGAGGAAAAUCGCCGUGACGGCAGCCUCCAGUCCUGCAGUGGAAAUCACCCAGCAGGGGGAAAGUCUGUCCAUCAAAACAUCAACCAGCAUCCGCACUACCCAUGUUUCCUUCACUGUGGGUCAGUCGUUCAAUGAAACCACAGUAGAUGGACGUCCAUGCACGAGUUUUCCUACAUGGGAAUCAGAGAGCAAGAUCAGCUGUGAGCAGACAUUACAGAAAGGCGAGGGACCCAAGACGGCUUGGACGAGAGAGCUGACUAAUGACGGAGAGCUGAUACUGACAAUGACAGCAGGGGAUGUUGUCUGCACCAGAGUCUAUGAAAGGGAAUGA